Molecule: messenger RNA, 933 nt
Organism: Tupaia belangeri chinensis (Chinese tree shrew)
Lineage: Eukaryota; Metazoa; Chordata; Mammalia; Scandentia; Tupaiidae
Product: olfactory receptor 7A5-like
Exons: 1
Coding region: 1-933 (310 amino acids)
Biological process (GO): G protein-coupled receptor signaling pathway
Cellular component (GO): membrane
Molecular function (GO): G protein-coupled receptor activity; olfactory receptor activity
Source: RefSeq, a predicted model, not a curated record
AUGGAACUAGGAAAUGAUACACAAAUUUCAGAGUUUCUUCUUCUGGGACUUUCAGAGGAACCAGAAUUGCAGCCCCUCCUAUUUGGGCUUUUUCUCUCCAUGUACCUGGUCACUGUGUGUGGAAACCUGCUCAUCAUCCUGGCCACCAUCUCAGACUCCCACCUGCACACCCCCAUGUACUUUUUCCUCUCCAACCUGUCCUUUGCUGACAUCUGUCUCACCUCUACCACCGUCCCAAAGAUGCUGAUGAACAUCCAGACACAGAGCAAGGUCAUCACCUAUGAAGGCUGCAUCACCCAGCUGUUCUUUUUUAUAUUCUUUGCAGGGGUAGAUGACUUUCUUCUGACUGUGAUGGCCUAUGACCGGUAUAUGGCCAUCUGUCAUCCCCUGCACUACACAAUUAUCAUGAACUCAUGGCUCUGUGGACAACUUGUUCUGGCAUCCUGGAUCUUAAGUGCACUGUAUUCAUUAUUACAUAGCCUAAUGACCUUGAGGUUGUCCUUUUGUCCACAUGUGGAAAUUCCCCACUUCUACUGUGAUCUUAGUAAGCUGGUCCACCUGGCCUGCUCUGACACCUUUCUUAAUGAUAUGGUGAUCUAUUUUACAGGUGUGCUGUUGGGUGGUGGCCCCCUCACUGGGAUCCUUUACUCUUACUCUAAGAUAGUUUCCUCCAUUCGUACAAUCUCGUCAGCUCAGGAGAAGUACAAAGCCUUCUCCACCUGCGCCUCUCACCUCUCCAUUGUCUCCUUAUUUUAUUGUACACUCUUAGGUGUGUACCUUAGUCCUGGUGCUACUCACAGCUCACAGUCAAGUGCAACAGCCUCAGUGAUGUACACUGUGGUCACCCCCAUGGUGAACCCCUUCAUCUACAGUCUGAGGAAUAAAGACAUAAAGAGGGCCCUGAAAAGAUUAUUUGGGGGAAAGGUAUAUUAG